This is a messenger RNA of Drosophila pseudoobscura, 502 nucleotides long. It is a transcript of the gene Lsm10, whose product is annotated as U7 small nuclear RNA associated Lsm10. Gene Ontology annotation, molecular function: histone pre-mRNA DCP binding; U7 snRNA binding. The record is from RefSeq and is a predicted model, not a curated record. Lineage: Eukaryota; Metazoa; Arthropoda; Insecta; Diptera; Drosophilidae. The coding region runs from base 40 to 483 and encodes 147 amino acids. Gene Ontology annotation, biological process: mRNA 3'-end processing by stem-loop binding and cleavage. Gene Ontology annotation, cellular component: cytoplasmic U snRNP body; nuclear body. The transcript has 2 exons.
CUUCAUAUAAAAUUAACAAAAUAGGCAAAUUCUAUAAAAAUGCAGAAAUUUAGUUCACAAGAAAAGUAUUUAAUUGCCAACACUCUCAACUGUUGGCCUGUGAUGCUGCAAGGACACUCUGUGCUGAUGGACCUACGAAAUGAGACUUCUGUGGCUGGAGUUGUCGAUAUAGCCGACGGACACAUGACUUGUGAGCUCUCAAAUGCCGUUCUCAUUGAUCGCAAUGGCGGGCAACAUCCUUUCGACAAUUUUAUGGUUCGAAAUCGCAUGAUCCGGCAAAUUCACAUCCCGACGGACAUUGAUGUGGCGCAAGAGCUACGCCAGGCAAUGGAACAUGGUGUCUUGCGAAGAAAUCGUGUGGACGGAAGGAAUACCAAGCGCACCUUUAAGCAGAAGCGAGCCGAGAUUAGACACAAGGAGACUCUAGAGAUGAUAGCCCAACAGAGAUCCGAAAAAGAACAAAACCAAUCUAAUAUUCAAUGAAAAGCCUAUUAAACAUUUA